AUGGUAGAGUCUGCUGAAGCAUAUAAGCAAUACGACGAGUUCGUCGUCACGGAAGUGGAACUGGGUUUAUGGCAUGUUCAAUUGAACAACCCCAAGACUUUGAAUGCUUUCUCCGAGACGACGUGGAGACAAUAUGGCGAAAUUUUCACCAAGCUUGAUGCCGAUCCAGAGGUCAAUGUGAUCUUGGUGUCUUCCACUUCGCCCAGGGCGUUCAGUAGUGGUCUUAACUUGAAAUCUGCCAUUGCAACUUUUGGUCAAAGCGUGGACAUGAAUAAUGAGGAACGUUACAAUCAUAUGCACCAACAUAUCAGAGACUUCCAGCACUGUAUCACCACGCCAGCCAGAAUCAACACUCCUACAAUUGGGUUGCUCAAUGGUGUGAGCUAUGGAUUGGCGUUAGAUAUGGCCGCGUGCUACACCAUUAGAGUGGCAGUUGAAGGUGUCAAGUUUUCCAUCCGUGAAAUCAAAAUUGGAAUUUCUGCGGACAUUGGUUCGUUGCAGAGACUCCCUGCUUUGGUCAACAACAAGUCCGCGUUGUACCAACAUGCCCUUACUGGCGACAUCUUCGGAGCCGACGAAGCGUUCCGCUUAGGUUUUGUUAGCAGAGUGUUACCUGAUUUGGAAUCUGGCGUCGAGUACAUAAAGGAGGUUGGUCUGGAUAUCGCUGGAAACCAGCAAUGGGCCAUCUACGGUACGAAAAAAUCUAUCCAAGAGAUCACCGAUGGACUUUCUGUGGAGCAGGGCUUAAAAAAUAUUGCCCAUCACAAUGCAACGCAUAUUGACAAAAGAUUCAUCCUGGCCAUGAUGGGAGUCAAGUUGUAG
This is a messenger RNA of Meyerozyma guilliermondii ATCC 6260, 822 nucleotides long. RefSeq lists its product as uncharacterized. Lineage: Eukaryota; Fungi; Ascomycota; Pichiomycetes; Serinales; Debaryomycetaceae. Gene Ontology annotation, molecular function: delta(3,5)-delta(2,4)-dienoyl-CoA isomerase activity. Gene Ontology annotation, cellular component: mitochondrion. The transcript has a single exon. The record is from RefSeq and is a predicted model, not a curated record. The coding region runs from base 1 to 822 and encodes 273 amino acids.